This is a messenger RNA of Nematolebias whitei (Rio pearlfish), 656 nucleotides long. It is a transcript of the gene psmb6, whose product is annotated as proteasome 20S subunit beta 6. Gene Ontology annotation, molecular function: threonine-type endopeptidase activity. Gene Ontology annotation, cellular component: proteasome core complex. NCBI's taxonomy places the organism in Eukaryota, Metazoa, Chordata, Actinopteri, Cyprinodontiformes, Rivulidae. The record is from RefSeq and is a predicted model, not a curated record.
ACCACCAUCAUGGCGGUGGAGUACGAUGGAGGUGUUGUGAUUGGAGCAGACUCUCGCACCACCACAGGAGCUUACAUCGCCAACAGAGUGACGGACAAACUGACCCGGAUCCACAACCAGAUCUUCUGCUGCAGGUCCGGCUCGGCUGCAGACACUCAGGCCAUCGCUGAGGUCGUUGCCUACCAGCUGGGCUUCCACAGCAUCGAGCUGGACGAGCCCCCGCUGGUGGAGACGGCUGCCAACCUGUUCAGAGCCAGCUGCUACCGCUACAGAGAGGAGCUGAUGGCCGGGAUCCUGGUGGCAGGCUGGGACCGGAGGAAAGGAGGACAGGUGUACUGCAUUCCUAUUGGUGGGAUGUUGGUGCGGCAGCCCGUGGCGGUGGGCGGCAGCGGCAGCUCCUACAUCUACGGCUUCAUGGACUCCAACUACAAAGCAGGAAUGAGUAAAGACCAGUGUCUAGAGCUGACUGCCUCAGCUCUGGCUCUGGCCAUGGAGAGAGACGGCUCCAGCGGCGGCGUCAUCAGACUGGCGACCAUUUCUGAGGCCGGCGUGGAGCGACGCGUCAUCCUGGGAGACCAGCUGCCCAAGUUCUCCACCCACUGAGCAUGCUCAGUACCUCUGUUCAUGUCAGAUGUGUUAAUAAAGUUUUCAGUUGU